Messenger RNA from Moneuplotes crassus, 2691 nucleotides. The record is from the annotation of a GenBank genome assembly. Lineage: Eukaryota; Ciliophora; Spirotrichea; Euplotida; Euplotidae.
GGUUGGUACUGCAUUAAUUUAAUUAAAAUGGCAUCUAAUACAGAGAACGGAAAAGAGAUUAACAAUGCUGAAGCUGGAAAGGAAAUCGAGGAGGAAAAACAAGCUCCAAUGGUAGAGGGCCAAGAUAACCAGAACGGAGAUGGCCAAGUUGCUGAGCAUAAGAAAUGGAGAGCGAAGUUGUACCAGCUCAAUGCUGAUGGAGGCUGGGAUGACCUUGGCACAGGCCACUGACACGUCGAUGUUAAACAAGAGAUAAUAAAACUUACUUCAGAGAGUGACGAAACAGAAUUGUUAGAUUCUCGGAUAUCCCUAUCUACAAGUUAUCACAGACAGAGAGAUACUAUCAUUACUUGGCUGGAUGAUUCCACUCAGAUGGACCUGGCUAUCUCCUUUCAAGAAAUCGACGGAGCCCAGGAAACCUGGGAAAUUAUCUGAAAUAUUCAAGGAAAAGAUCCUGAAGAGGUCUCUCAAGAAGAUGAGAGUGACGAUGAGUUCCUUCCAGAGCCAGAUUGCAGCAAACUAGGAAGUAUCCACAGCAUGCUCCAGAUUAUGGACCUCUCAAGAAAGCAGAAAGUCAUAGAGGAUAUAUUGAAGGAUGACGAGGAAUACAUCAAGAAGCUAGAAAAAGUCUUUGUAAAGGCUGAAGAAGAGAAAAAUGAAGAGUGCCUCAAGGAAGUCUUCCUUGUAUUCAAGGAUCUGAUCAACAUCUCAGAUGUGAAGCUCUUAGAGACAUUGGUCUCUGAUAAGUACUAUCUGACUCUUUUCGGAGCUCUUGAAUAUAAUAACGAGAUAAGCAAUACUCACAGCGAAAUGAAACAUAGAGAGUUUCUUAAAAAUAAGGUGAAAUUUAAGACCUUCAUUGCUAUUAAUGACAAAGAAGUUAUCCAGAAAAUCCAUGAAAAUUACAGAAUUUCAUAUCUUAAAGAUACUGCUCUUGCUACAGGACUUGAUGAGAACAACAUGCAGACGAUUAACAACUUAGUGAGCUCUAAUAAUCAGACAUUGAUCCAGUCGAUUCUUUUAGAUCAAGAGAACAUCACCCAAAUCUUUGAAAGUCUCAAGAAUGAUAGCUUGAAGAAAAGAAGAGAAGCUAUAAGUUUCAUCUCAGAGCUAUUUUCAAUUUCAAAGAACCUGCAAAUCCAAGGACGACUGAACUUACUAUCUAGCUUCAGGAACAUUGAGGGAUACAACUUACUAAUAUUUGUACUGGAGUCCAUCAACCUUAAUGCCUCAUCUAAGGAAGAAGGAAAGAAUGCUGAAAAAGAGAUAAAAGAAGAGAUGAAAUGAAAUCAUGAAUUAGUAUCUGACGCACUUGAGAUCCUUAUGUCAUAUCUCCAGUCAUUCCCAGUGACACUGAAUGAACUCUGUGAGAGCUAUAGCCAAUCAGAAUCAGCGAUCUCUUCAGAGAGGUUUUUGGCAAUCCUUGUCGAGCAUAUGCUAGAAACAAAGGAGCAGGAUUUGAAACUCCAGGUUCAUGAAUUCUUGAAAUUUCUGCUCGACAGUGGAGAUACUACAAUAAUAGGAAAGUUUUACAACAUUGGGUUGAGAAUAAUUGCUGAUUACUUUGACGAAAGGUCAGAUGAGCCAGAAUCAAAUACCAAUAACAAUGUGAGUAUCGCUAAAUCUCUUGGGCUAGAUAUAAUUAUCAAGACGAUCACUGAAGAUCAUUACAACUGUAAAUCUAGUAUCCUCUCCCUAGAUUUGAUAGGAAGGGUAGCAAAAUUGAUUGAAUUCAAUAACAAAUUGCUCAACAUCGGAGUUAUAAAAUUCUACAAGGCUCUUCUUGCCACUAACUUCAAACCUUAUGGCAAGAAAAUGAUAGAAGAUGAUUCUCUUGACUGUGUAAUCAAGAUCUACUCUGAGCUGAAGAACAAGAAGAAUAUGAUCGGAUCCAUUGUUCUUGACUUGUUCUCCAAGAUCACUAAGUUUGACUAUAAUGAGCUGGCAAGCCAUUUAUGCAAAAAGUAUGAAAUUGUUAAGCCAUUCUUACAAAAAUGAGCUGAUAAGUAUGAUCAAAAGAACAUUGAUUCUAUUCAUGGAAUCCUGACCAAACUUGACAAGAAUGAAGAAGGAGAUAAAUGAGAGGAUGACUGCUUUAAGAGGUCCCCCAAAUUCGGAAUUGGUAUGAAAACUGAAGAUUUUGGAGGUAUGGAUACUCUUAAAGACAAAUCAGUGGAGGAAAUUAAGGAAGAAUUUGAUCUCUCAAAACCGCCAAUUAAUCCAAUCCCGGAAAAUACUCUUGAUUUCACCCCUAAUUUUGAUAAGGAUAUCAAACUGGAGACAGAUGAGGUUCUUAAUGAAGAUAUGAUAGAGCCUGCUCAGGAGAGUAAAUCAAAAGAAACAUCUGAGACAGAGACAAUUGAAAAUAAAAAUGAGGGAAAUAGUGAAAAAUUCCAAUUAAACAUCCAACAAGAGAAUGUAGAUUUUAACGAAAAAGAAGUUUCUACUAAGAAGAGAGAUUUAAAAGCAGCUGAGAAACACCAGGAGGGAGUUAAAGACAAAGAGGAAAGCACAUCUCCAGUUGUCCAAAAUUCUACUAAUCCCCCACAAGAGCCUCCUGUAGUGAAAGAUUCGAUCAAUAAGAUUGGGAAGGGUGAGCAUAAGAAGCAGAAGACAGAGGAAGAGGAUGCCAAACCUGAACAAUUUUAGCUUAAUAAUAAAUUUAAAUUAUUCUUCAACUUAUUGGAAGUC